AGCCAGCAAAAGCAAUGAGUGAAGCAAACCGCUCUGUGGUAUCUGAGUUUGUCUUCCUGGGACUCUCUAACUCAUGGACAACCCAGCUCUUCCUCUUCCUCUUUUCCUGUAUGUUCUAUUUGGCAAAUUUGUUUGGAAAUUUUCUCAUUGUUCUAACUGUGACAUCAGACUCCCAUUUACAGUCCCCUAUGUACUUCCUCUUAGCCAAUCUUUCCUUUCUCGACUUGAUAUUUAGCUCCUCCACAGCACCAAAAAUGAUUUAUGACCUUUUCAGAAGGCACAAAACCAUCUCUUUUGGGGGCUGUAUCACUCAGAUCUUCCUAAUCCAUGCAGUUGGAGGCACGGAGAUGGUGCUGCUCAUAGCCAUGGCUUUUGACCGCUAUGUUGCCAUAUGUAAGCCUCUGCACUACUUGACUAUCAUGAGUCCACAAAAGUGCAUUUUGGUUUUAGUUGCUUCUUGGAUUAUUGGCUUUAUCCACUCAGUGACUCAGUUGAUUUUUGUCAUAGAUUUACCCUUCUGUGGCCCUAAUGAACUAGACAGCUUUUUCUGUGACCUCCCUCGGUUUAUUAAACUGGCUUGUAUAGACACAUACACCUUGGGAUUCAUGGUUACUGCAAAUAGUGGGUUCAUUUCUGUGGCUUCCUUUUUAAUUCUGAUCAUCUCUUACGUGUUUAUUUUGGUGACAGUUCAAAAGAAAUCUUUGGGUAGUUUGUCUAAGGCCCUUUCCACUCUGUCAGCUCAUGUCAUGGUGGUCAUUUUGUUCUUUGGACCAUUAAUCUUCUUCUACAUGUGGCCAUUUCCAAUAUCACAUCUGGAUAAAUUUCUUGCACUCUUUGAUGCAGUUAUUACUCCUUUUCUAAACCCAGUGAUCUACACACUUAGGAAUAAAGAGAUGAAGGUGGCCAUGAGAAGACUAUGCAGUCAGUUUAUUAAUUACAGUAAAAUUUCUUAAAUACAAUGAAGAUAUAAAAG
Molecule: messenger RNA, 973 nt
Organism: Myodes glareolus (Bank vole)
Lineage: Eukaryota; Metazoa; Chordata; Mammalia; Rodentia; Cricetidae
Source: RefSeq, a predicted model, not a curated record